AUGGACGUCAUCGAUCCGUCGCCGAGAGAUUCGAAGAUGAUCAAAACACUGGAUCUGAUUGCAGUGGCAGUCAUUGAAGUCGUCAGUGGACUUUUGGGAAGCUUCUACAACUCUGUCAACAAGAAAAUAGUGACCUUGGAUAUCAAGAUAGGUGGCUACUUGACAUUGGUGAUCAUGCUUGAGAAACAGCUGUCGUGUAGCCUCGAGGAGUUGUACAAUGAGACCACCAAAAAGAUGAAAAUCUCUAGAGAAACUUUGGAUGCCAGUGGUGUUGAGACCAUUACUCUUGGAGAUAAAAGGAAGGAAUUCAGACAAGUGUCUAAAAGAGGGAUUCCACCAACCGACCACCAACAUCUAAUCCGGUUUAUUUACGGUCAAGAAGGAGACAUAGACGGGAAAAUCAGAGGAAGGAAAAGGAGGAGGAAGCAGGCUGAUUGGGUACUCUUCAUAGGUGAUUUUGGUUAUGAGAAUGUUGAACUUGUUAGAAGUAUUUCAAACCUAAAAUUGCCAAAAGCAGUGAUUCUUGGAAACCAUGAUAGUUGGACGACCCAAACAUUUUCAGAGAAAAAGACUAAUCAAGUCUGUCUUCGGUUGGAAUGUUUGGGAGAAGAGCAUGUUGGGUACUCUCGCUUGGACUUUCCUUCUUUAAAGCUGUGUCCUUGAAGAUUCAAAGGAAGAUGAUAAUAUCUAUGAAGAUGAAAUACAAGAAAAUGUCAUUAUGUGUAGGAUACUUUGACAAAAUCAAUUCAUGCCUUAGAAAGGUUACAACCUCCCUAAUCAAUAAAAGUAGAAGCACUCACUAAACAACAAGAAGAUAGUUGUAGAGACAAUAUACACAAGGAGCUAAACUUUGAUAGUCAUAAGAAGAAUUUAAUUAUCACUAUCAUUGCAAUAUGUAUAAUUGAAGAUGUUACAACAAUCUCUACUUCCAUCAUUCAAGAAAACAAAA
Molecule: messenger RNA, 949 nt
Organism: Zingiber officinale
Lineage: Eukaryota; Viridiplantae; Streptophyta; Magnoliopsida; Zingiberales; Zingiberaceae
Exons: 10
Coding region: 1-663 (220 amino acids)
Source: RefSeq, a predicted model, not a curated record